This is a messenger RNA of Saccostrea cuccullata (small rock oyster), 2063 nucleotides long. RefSeq lists its product as uncharacterized. Gene Ontology annotation, biological process: DNA integration; DNA recombination. The transcript is spliced from 2 exons. Lineage: Eukaryota; Metazoa; Mollusca; Bivalvia; Ostreida; Ostreidae. The record is from RefSeq and is a predicted model, not a curated record. Gene Ontology annotation, molecular function: DNA binding. The coding region runs from base 186 to 1535 and encodes 449 amino acids.
CUUGUAAAUGAAUGAGGUUUACGGAAAUAGUUUUUCCGCCUUUUUUACUCAGGCAGUUAUGUUAUGCUGUUACGUCAUUAUGUUAACUUGAGCGCCUUUUUUAGUACGCCUUUGAGCAAUUGAUAACUACGAGCUACUUGUGCUAUUCGCAAAAACAUCGCAGUUGCGUUUUCAUACAGAGUGAAAUGGUAGACAGAGAACGAAGGGCAAACGCAGGGGCUAAAAUGUUAGAAAUCAUGAAGUCCUUGAAGGAAAACGAAACGACCGAUAUCGAUACCACGCCAGUUCGACCCUCGCCAGCAGCAAAAGGUCAGGACGGUCAACACGAAAAAAUUGCUUCCCCGCGUGAUAUAGCGGACCUCGAAUCAAAGUGCCAAGAUCUCGAGAGAAAGCUACAGCAGAUGAAACUGGAGAAUAAAUACCGCGACUUGCAGACUCAAAUACAAAAGGAAACCGAGAUGCGUGCUGCAACCCCCCGUCCCGUAGAGGCACUGCUGCAAGCCCCACUAGAAACGGAAACGAGGACUUGGACUCGGGAAGUUCCACAGGAAUUUCAAGAUGGGGCCGAGCUUCGUCAAGCACUGCGCAUGGCAGCCAGUCGCCUGAGGACCCAGGGAUGGGCGGUUAGCACCAAGAAAACUUACCAAGCCCAACUUACCUGCUAUCUGGACUUUUGUGCUAAAGUUAACUUACCUGGAGUACCAGCAGCACCUGAGCAGAUUAUCUUAUACAUUGCAUACUUGGUGGAUGUGAAGUCCUUUAAGUAUAGUACCAUCAAGAAUUACCUGAACAUUGUGAAACAUUUACAUUGUGCUAAUGAUUUAGAUGACCCUAUUCAUGGAGUGUGGUCCAUUCAGCAAACCCUGAAGGGAGCAAAACGUGAACUUGGUGAUGCCCAGGGAGCAGCGACACCUAUUCAGCCUAGACAUCUCUUACUGAUUAGGAGUUCCCUAUGUUUAGAUCUGAAGGAGGACUUGUCCUUUUGGACGGCAUGCCUUAUCGCCUUCUUUGGACUUCUGCGGCCUGGAAACUUCUUAUCUCAGGGACCUAUCUGUGUUCCAGACCGUGAUUUGUGUAUUCAAAAUAUAAGCCCACAUGCCAAGGGCUUCUUGUUAUCCCUGAAUUGGACCAAGACCCUGCAAUUCCGAGAGCACCAACUUCAAGUUACACUUCCUGACUUGCAUGGUCACCCACUGUGCCCAGCCAGUGCCUUGCGCAGCUUAUUUCAUCUGCUCUUCAUUGACCCUUUAACGUCUGACACCUCACCCCUCCUACAGAAGGCAAACGGCGAACCCCUGUCUUAUAGUUGGUUUCUGUCGCGACUGCGGAGAGUCUUGCCUGGAGUGGAUAUAACUGGGCACUCCUUUCGAAGGGGAGGGGCCACUUGGGCCUUCCAGCAAGGAUUACAAGGCGAGUUGAUACAGGAACUGGGCUUCUGGAAGAGCAACGCCUAUCUGCGCUACUUAGAGUCUACCACUGACCAAAAGUUCGAAAAAAUGUACCAGUUUGGUAGAGGACUACCUUUCAGUCUUUAGGGGGGUUUUGGGGGUUUUUUUUGAGGUUUUAGUCCCCCUCUCCUCUUUCACACAUUAUUUACAUGGGUCUGGGAGGUUACAUGUACAUUCACAUGUAUGUUCUUUGUGUUUUUAUUCUACUUUAAGUUGAGCUAUUCACUGUGCAUUGCAAAUAAAUCUUUGUACGCCCAGACUCAUCUUUUUUAUAUAUAUUGAAGUAAAAUGUUAAUUCUUGUAAAUGAAUGAGGUUUACGGAAAUAGUUUUUCCGCCUUUUUUACUCAGGCAGUUAUGUUAUGCUGUUACGUCAUUAUGUUAACUUGAGCGCCUUUUUUAGUACGCCUUUGAGCAAUUGAUAACUACGAGCUACUUGUGCUAUUCGCAAAACCCACCCACCCCCACCAGUAGUAUUACUGCAGUCUGUAUACUUUGUAUAAUUUAGCACAUAUGGGAGGUUACAUGUACAUUCACAUGUAUGUUCUUUGUGUUUUUAUUCUACUUUAAGUUGAGCUAUUCACUGUGCAUUGCAAAUAAAUCUUUGUACGCCCAGA